AACCCCGCCUCCUGAUGAGGUCAUGAAAAGGGCGGGGGAAAGGACUUUGCUGAGCAUUGUACGCAGGCGCCAACCGCUCAUUGCAUUCUGGGAGUCGUGGUAAACUGCACGAUAUCGCUAAGGGGAGAACUACGUUUCCCAAAAAGCCUGCACAACCCUGGCGUGCAUAUGCCGGAAAUAGUCUGCUGCACGAGGUGCUGCGAGUGAGAGGAGCCCAGUUGUAGUUGCCGGUGCCGUGGUCACUGCAAUGCCCAAGGCCAAGGGGAAGACCAGGAGACAGAAGUUCGGUUACAAUGUUAACCGGAAGCGUCUGAACCGAAAUGCUCGACGGAAAGCAGCGCCGCGGAUCGAGUGCUCCCACAUCCGACAUGCCUGGGACCACGCUAAAUCCGUGCGGCAGAACCUGGCCGAGAUGGGAUUGGCUAUGGACCCCAACAAGGCUGUGCCCCUUCGUAAGAGAAAGGUGAAGGCCAUGGACAUUGAUGUAGAGGAAAGGCCUAAGGAGCUUGUGCGAAAACCCUAUGUGCUAAAUGACCUGGAGGCAGAAGCCAGCCUCCCAGAAAAGAAAGGAAAUACGCUGUCCCGAGACCUCAUUGACUAUGUACGUUACAUGGUGGAGAAUCAUGGCGAGGACUAUAAGGCUAUGGCCCGGGAUGAGAAGAAUUACUAUCAAGAUACCCCGAAACAGAUUCGGAAUAAGAUCAACGUCUAUAAGCGUUUUUACCCAGUGGAGUGGCAAGCCUUCAUUGAUUCUUUGCAGAAGAAUAAGAUGGAAGUUGAAUGGUCCAUCAGACACAUUUCUGGAGAAUACUGCCAUGGUUGAGACAUGUGAAUCAGCAGCCACAGGCCAGUGCACGCUCUAAGUAAAUACAGGCUUUUGGGUGACAUAUUAAAGGGUAUAGAAUUGUUAAGACAGGUGUGUAAUGAGCAGUUAACACAAGUUAUAAGGGUCUCAGAAUCAUUCCAAACUAUCCGUCCUUUCAGUAGUAUGUAUGGCAAACAGACACAAGCCUGUAUGUACUGGGUACUAUUGACUGUGAAGGAUAAAGUAGAAAUAUUGCUGGAGCUGUUUUUAUAAUAUGUGCCCUUCCAGGUAUGUAAAGGGUGACGGACAGGAGUUAAUUUCCCUAUAUGCUUCUGUAACAGUCAUUGUAAAUGACUGGGUGUGGAAAUUCCCCCACCAUGCCAAAUGAUUGAGCCAUUAGCAGUGGUGCUGAUAGUUUGAUUAUGAACACACCAUCGUAGGUUUUGUAACGAAUUUUUAAGGCAAGCUGAGCCCAUAGGGCUUUAAUGAAUGACGCUUCCAUAGGAAGCAUUUAAAAGAACUCACCCUAUUUCCCUUCUAUAUACGUCCCAAGUCACGCAUCUGUCAUUCUGACAAUGUGCGAGUAGCAUAAGAUAGAAGCAUUGGAGGAGUGUCAUUAAUUGUAAGAUUGGAGUCAAUCAGAGAAUGGGCUGAUAGUAAGAAAAUGUUUGUGUUGGGUCCCAUUUUUAAUAAUAGAUAGUCAUACUUGAGGCUUACUCUUGAGGCAGUGUUGCCCGUAACCAAAACAUAAGGAGGACACUCGAUCCCUAUAGUGUAAUUAUCCAUAACAGGACCUUCUUCAUUUGGCCUAUGUGGUCCUCUGCUGUCAAAUGGCCCAGGUGUCCAUUCCGUGUCAUUUGUAUAUACCGGCACGGGGGAGUCAUACCAAUUUAUGCCCUGAUUGAGAGGUGGAUGAGGGAUACAAGCCCAGUAAGUAUAGUUAUCAGCGUUUACUGUGGUAGUGAUAACCGCAAGCAUCACAAGGAAAAGGUGAGCAGGAGUUUGCGGGCUGCGAGUCUGCAUCAGUAUUUUUCAGCAUCGUGUGUCAACCUCUUAACUUGUCCCCAGGUAGGAGGCUGAGUGGUCCUAGUGCGCCUGAGGAGAGGGCAUGGCGCAUUAGGCACAAAUUAUCAGUUUCCCGAUGGACAUUCUGUGAAACUCUUUGACUGGUGGGAUUAUGUCUAACCAAGGUCACUUGGAUUGGCUUAUUCCUGGGUUUCAACCGGCUACUGGGUAACCACUGGUAGCCUUGAUCCAUAGAGACAUAAGCAUACCCUUUGCCCCACACAACAACCUCUCCCUUUUCCCAGUGUCCCUUCUCAUCUUUCCAAUAUACCGGCUGAUGAACAGGGGUGACCUUUUGCUUGUGCCAGUGUACCUUAGCAGCAGGACAUGUAUGGGGUACUUCUAUGUCCAAGAAAUUUAAAGUAUAUAAGGCACGAUGUAAUUGUUCCCGUGGCAUAGUCUAAGUCCUUCUUCUCCCCCUUUUUGUUUAAUUAACAUGUUUUUACGUACCCGAUGAGUGUGUUCUAUGAUCCCUUGAUCUUGAGGGUUACAGGGAAUGCCAGUAAGAUGAGUAAUUUGUUGUGCUGCAAAGCAGCGGGCUACCUUAUGAGAUAUGUAUGCAGGGCCAUUAUCACUUUUAACGUAUAGCCUUUUUUCCUGUACGUGCUGUGGCCCAGAUAUAUCCGGAGAAGGUAUCCGCAGUAACAUGUACAUAAGAGAGCUUACCAAAAGCAGGAAUAUGGGUAACAUCAGAUUGCCAAAGUUCAUUUGCCCAUAGUCUAUGAGGAUUCACUCGAGAAGUAUAUGGAGCCACAGUGAGGGGCUUGCAAGAAGGACAGGCACUAACGAUGUCUUUUGACUCAGCAUGUGUUAUAGUGUGUCUGUGGGCGAGUCCUCGAGCAUUAGUAUGGUGAAGCAUAUGCUCCUGUUGUGUCAUCUGUAAAGUGCCUUGUAAUAAGUCAUCAGCAGUGGAAUUUCCUAAGGCUAAUGGGCCAGGAAGGUUAGAAUGACUGCAAGUAUGAGUGAUAUAUAAAGGAUGUUGCCUAUGCCAUCUGUAUUAAUUCUUGUAAAUGCAAAAACAGAUAAUGUAAUUCAUUUUGUGAAACAAUAUGUACAGUUUCAAUAUUUAGGACUAUGAACCAUACAUAUAGUGAAUCUGUCACAACAUUGAGGGAAGCAGGUACAAGAUGCAACAAUUCUAUAACGGCUGCUAAUUCAGCUUUUUGGGUAGGGCUGUUAAGGUUGGGAUCACGGCUAAUGUUUGGAAAAGAUAAGGUAUAAGUCGGAUUCCCCAGGUCACAACCAAUUUAUAUCACCUAGUAACUUCUGGAAAUCAUUUAAAGUUUUCAAAUGAUCUCGGUGAAUCUGUACUUUUUGGGGAAUGAUGGUUACCUUGUGAAUUUUUACACCAAGAUAAAGGAAGGGAUCUUGGUUUUGCACCUUUUCCUCUCCUAUUAUUAGGCUGUAUUUGGGCCUAAUAAUAAAGAUAAAGAUCUUCUACUUGUGUAGGCGUUCGAAUAUCAUUCAUGUAAUGGUUAAUCAAUGCUUGUGGGAACUGAAUACGCAAUUGUGAAAGCAACUGAUUAACAAAAUGCUGACACAUAGUAGGGCUAUUAAGCAUACCUUUUGGAAGCACUUUCCAUUGAUAGCAUUGCAUAAGAGCCAUAUGAUUGUAUGAAGGUACAGAAAAAGCAAAUUUUUCUCUAUCAUUUGGCUGUAGUAGAAUUGUGAAAAAACAAUUUUUCAAAUCUAUAAUUAAUGACCAGUUCUGACUAAUCAUAGUAGGGGAUGGGAACCCAGUUGCAAAGGUCCCAUACUCGUUUACCUUCCUUAAGUCAGUCAACAUUCUCCAUUUCCCAGAUUUUUUCUUUAUCACAAACACAGGAGAAUUCCAUAGACUGGUGGACAUAUCUAUAUGACCUGCAUCCAAUUGUUCUUGCACUAAUUGCUCUAAAGCCUCUAAUUUCUCUUUCGGAAGGGGCCACUGAUCCACCCACACUGGGACAGUUGUUAACCAUUUUAAUGGCAAGGCAUAACGUUGUUUAGAAAUAGUGGCCCUUACACUAAAUUUGAAUUCUGUGCAGGAUAUCCCCGUCCCAUAUAAGGAGGCUGCAUUUUGGCAGUAAUUGGCUCCGUACACCCAUUUUCUUGUCGUCCAAGCCCUUCUAAUGGAUUUUAACUCAUUUUUGGACAUAAUAUUGGUUGCAGCAGGAGAAACAUAAGGAAUAUUAACAUAUGCUCUUCAUUGACUUAAUAGGUCUCUUCCCCACAGAUUAAUGGCUCUAUCAGUAAUAUAAGGCUGGAUAGUAGCAGCCUGGCCUUCAGGCCCUUUACACAGAAAAAUUUCAAUGCUCUGUUGGAUAUCAGUCAGUAGCUUUUCCUACACCCGUGAAGACUGCGGAUACAAGUCAAAGUGGCCAAUUCUCAGGCCAGAACUUAGAAGCAAUGAUGGUGACAUCAGCUCCUGAAUCUACCAGGCCACUAAACUAUUUUCUGUUCAUUUGUAAGGUCAGCUCAGGCCUUGUGUCCUUUAGAAAUGUUUGCCGAAGUACCCCGUUUGCCGGUAGAUCGAAACCCUCCCUGUCGUUCUAUCGGCUUGGAAUUCAAAGCAAUGUAAGGCAACAACAAUAGUUGAGCAAUGUGAUCUCCUGCCAAGACACAAUAAAGAACAGAAGUACUAAUCAUUACUAAAAUUUCAUCCUUAAAAUCAGCAUCUAUAAUUCCUAAGUGGACAUGAACUCCCUUGGACAUAAGACUACUUCAGCCAGUAAGGCUAACGGACCCUGAAGGAAAAGGGUCAUAAAUCCCAUUUUUUUUUCAACGUUUUUAUUUAUUUUUUUGGGACAGAGAGAGACAGAGC
Messenger RNA from Lynx canadensis (Canada lynx), 4670 nucleotides. It is a transcript of the gene NOP16, whose product is annotated as NOP16 nucleolar protein. NCBI's taxonomy places the organism in Eukaryota, Metazoa, Chordata, Mammalia, Carnivora, Felidae. Gene Ontology annotation, cellular component: nucleolus. The transcript has 6 exons. Bases 248 to 823 code for a protein of 191 amino acids. The record is from RefSeq and is a predicted model, not a curated record. Gene Ontology annotation, biological process: ribosomal large subunit biogenesis.